Molecule: messenger RNA, 1107 nt
Organism: Rhodofomes roseus
Lineage: Eukaryota; Fungi; Basidiomycota; Agaricomycetes; Polyporales; Fomitopsidaceae
Exons: 4
Coding region: 173-940 (255 amino acids)
Biological process (GO): error-prone translesion synthesis; error-free translesion synthesis
Cellular component (GO): nucleus
Molecular function (GO): DNA-directed DNA polymerase activity; deoxycytidyl transferase activity
Source: RefSeq, a predicted model, not a curated record
AACACGCUUGUGGCCCGGCCGCCCUGGUCCGUGAACCUCUCUCAGACGUUCUUGUGAUCGAGUUGCCUCCCACUCCUUUCCCCCUUCCCCAAUAUUCAGCAAUAUAGCAUGCUCUGUAUCUGAAGAGUCGAAUCUCAGUCGUCUCUGUAUAUAUCCUCCUCCCUACCUCAAGAUGGAUAAGUUUGUAUCUAUCACGAAGCCGGCAGCAAACCGUGCAAUUGCCAAUGAAGACAAGAACAAGGCUCAAGAACGUGCCAAAUUCCGUUAUAAUCCCUACGGUGUGAAGAAGACGGACGAGCGGCGUUUCGAGUCUUGGAAAGAGAAGAAGAAGACUGAGAAAAUACUUGCACCCCUCCUAAAUGACGGGAAAAAGCCGUCCUCAUCAGCCUUAACCAAACAUCUGCUUGGUACCCUUCCCGAGAAGUCGAAUCCCAUCACGCACUCCGAUAUCUACCAUCGGACAGACCACAUUGUAUCCGCAGCUACGGGGCAUCAGCGCUCAGAUGGCCGCGGGCAACUCAACAAGGAUUAUGUAGCCUCACGGUCCACGAAACUCAGGCAACAGCUCCCAGAGCGACUGCAGGGCCCUGAGGGUGAUAUCCUGAGUGGUGUCAAGGUCUAUAUCAAUGGCUAUCUCGAAGACACGACCGAUAUCGAGAUGAAGCGAAUUGUCACCUUGGCUGGGGGCCACAUGCUUCAGACAGCGUCUGGGGCGACACAUAUCCUUACGUCGCAACAGCUCAGCGGAUCCAAGACGCAGAGGAUGCUGACUACACGUUCAAAAAUCAAAGUGCACGUCGUCAGGCCCGAGUGGGUGACGGAUAGCGUCAAGGAGGGGAAACGUCUGCAGGAGCGUGAUUACGCUGUGGUUAUGGACACGUCCUCUCGCAGUAUCCCAACAAUGUUCUGCAACAACAGCGGACUUGGACAGUCGAGUUAGAUUUAUGGUGUAUUACUAUGAAGACGGCGACGGACAACACCGACCCUUUCCCGUCCAUAUACCCCCUGUAGCCAUACUCGAUGACUGUUCGGAUUCCGUUCGAAUGAGACGAUCAUAUCAUAUCAUUCCCCCCUCCUGGCAUCUGAGCAAUACAUACUCGAUCGGAC